Messenger RNA from Pararge aegeria (speckled wood butterfly), 828 nucleotides. RefSeq lists its product as uncharacterized. The coding region runs from base 1 to 828 and encodes 275 amino acids. Lineage: Eukaryota; Metazoa; Arthropoda; Insecta; Lepidoptera; Nymphalidae. The transcript is spliced from 2 exons. The record is from RefSeq and is a predicted model, not a curated record.
AUGUCAAACGAUACCAGGCCCUUAGACAGAUUCCAGAAAAUUGAUUUCGCUCAUACUUCUCUAGUGCUUAAAAAUUUAGCCAAACUACAUGCAUUAUCUUUCGCGUUACAAAAAUUGUAUCCCGAUGAUUUCGAAAUGAUACGUAACUUAUGUGCUAAGGACAUUCAAUACGCUGAUCUGGAAAGUAUUCCGAAAUGUUUAAUAAGCUAUUACAAAUCUUCCAUUAAUGUUAUUUCAAAACCUGUAGCUAAAGCAAAGCUCGAAGAUAUUACUCCGAAUAUUUUAGCGUUACUUAAUAAAUGUUCUGCACCAGUACCCAAUUAUAGUACCAUUUGUCACGGAGAUUGUUGGAAUAACAAUAUUCUUUUUAAAUAUCAGGGGAAGAGACCAGUGGAUGUCCUGUUCGUUGAUUACCAAUUGGUGCGCUAUGCGUCACCAGUCACAGAUAUAUCUUACUUUCUAUACAUGUCCGCAGACCAAAAAUUACUCUCCAAACAUUACUACCAACUGCUCGAUAUAUAUUUUGGAACCCUGACAGCGGUUUUAAGACAAUGUAAUUUAAAUAUUGAUGAUAUUUAUCCGAGAAAUAUUUUUCUAAGACACUUAAGAGAUUAUUCCGUACUCGGUUUAUUAGAAGCCUUAAUAUCUUUGAAGAUAACAACAGCGGAAACUGAAGACGCUCUGAAAAUUACUGAUAUGAAAUAUCACGCCGAAGAACCGUGUCAGUAUGAAACACAAAAUCAAUCGAUGUACGUGGAAAGGGUCAACGGAGUAGUAACGGAUUUUUUUGAAAGAAACUAUUCAUUAGAUGCUAUUUUGAAACAAUAA